CUUGACUCCAGCGUGAUGCAAGUUCAUAUUAGUUUGCAUUGGUUGCGCGUGGUUUCUGCACUUUGAAUCAGAGACUAGUGAGCAGAGACUGAUAGCAAACAAUGAGAAAAUGAGGUUGCUCGCAGUAACGUUGUUUUUAUCUGGCGUGUUUACAGCACCAUUAUCUAAUGAGUUAAACAAACGAUCGAAAAUAAAUUGUAACAAAGAUGUGUCUCAUUUCCACACAAAAAAGACAUUGCUAUACUCUUACGAGGGUGAAACAGUAUCUGGUUUGAUUGGUACAUCUGACGAGCGUUCUGGACUCAGGUUGAGAGCAAAAUGUCAAAUAACAGCUGUGCUACCAUGCACAUAUAUGCUUCAGAUUAUUGAAGCGGAGCUUCUGGAUGGCCAGGGCAAGAACACUGAUGCUUUAGAUUUCAAGCUUUCACCAGGAAGCAAGGAUCUUAGCCGAGAGCUUAAAGCUCGAGAAGUAUACUUUGAAACACAUGACGGCUUUGUUACAAACAUCCAAUCACUUGAAGGUGAACCUGAACGCAUCUUAAACAUGAAACGUGGAAUCUUGAGUGCAUUUCAAUUGAAGAUUACUGAUAACGAUCAAACUUUGAGCGAGGUUGACGUGAACGGAAAAUGCAAUGCUUUCUAUCACAUAAAGUCCCGUCAUGACAGCGGCAGAGCUAAGACUGUUGUGAAAACAAAGAACUUUACUUCUUGUGACGACAGGUCGGAAACUAAUCUUGGCAUACCAGUGACCCACUAUCCAACAGAUAAGCCAUUCAGCUUACUAAAAUCAGAGAGUGUCUGCAAAUACGUAUUGUCACCUCGACAACGAUUUGGUAAGAUCAUAUGUGAAGAAACUCAUCUCUUUCGUCCAUUUUCCUCUGGUUACAACUCAUCGUCUGGGGCAAUGACCAUUGUCAGACAAAGCCUUUCAUUAAUUGGCCAUGUCGCCAACUCAGGUCUUCAGCCAAAUUUACCAAACUCCAGUCUUAAGUACGUGCACAUUAAAGAUCCAGAGAUAGCAUCAAAAAAUUAUAAAGAUGCUUCAACAAUUCUUGAUAAACUUGGUAACGAAGAAGGUGCUAAGCCUGAUACAGCCAGACUUUUCACCAAGUUGAUUUUUGCUUUACGACGACUCAAUACUAAAGGUUUAAAGUAUGUGUGGAUAAAACAUUAUAAAUGUCAAGACAGAGGAUGCAGCAAAGACACGAAUGAAAGAUACAAAAAAUUCAUUGUGGAUGCUCUCUCUCAGUGUGGUACUUUGGAUUGUGCUCAGUUUAUGGUCAGUGUUAUAACAGACAAUGAAGUUGGUACACCACAGUCUGUUCAGCUCCUUACUGGUAUCGCAUUGGUUGGUAAACCAAGUGAAGACAUGGUGGGAAAUAUUUUGUAUUUCUGUCAAGAAACUCCGUCAAGAACAGCUUUUCUAACAUUGGGAACAUUGAUCCAUAAAUAUUGUAGUCAGCAUUCCUGUGAUAAUCUGAAUUCAAGAAGUCCCAUUUAUCAAGCCGACAAGUUUCUCGAAGAAAGACUUGGUGAUAAUUGUCAAGAAACAGCAACUCAAGAGCUUGAAAACAUCACGCUUUCUCUUAAAGCCAUUGGCAAUGCUGGUCGACCUUCAACAUCAGUUCCUACUAUUUUGAAAUGUGCCGCUAAAACUAAUAGUUCAUCUUACGUCAAUAUUGAUGCCAUUCAGUCCUUGAGGCGUUUUCCCUGCAGUCAUAAAACUACCAAUGGAUUAAUGUAUAUAUUUGACGAUCUUGCAAUGGAUACAGAAAUUCGUAUUGAGAGUUAUCUUGCUUUGAUGAGAUGCCCUACUGAAGAACUUAUUAAGAAGAUUGCAGACAUUCUCAAUGAAGAAAAAAAUAACCAAGUUGCCUCUUUUGUUUCAUCACAUUUAACCAAUGCACUUGAAUCAUCAGAGCCAGUAUAUGGUGUCCCAUUACGUGACUUAAUAACAAGAGCACUUAAUGGGACGAAACUUCCUACUUUUCAUCUUGAUUUUUGAGAUAUUCCCAUGCCUACGACAUUUCAUUUUACAACAGAAAAUAUGAAUUUGGUGGCUCAAGUCAAGCUCAAAUGAUUUUCCAUCAAGACAGUUAUUUUCCUCGUAGCGCCAAGUUUAACCUAACUGUUGACAUGUUGGGAGCGUCAGUUAACUUAAUUGAGACCGCAGCGCGAUUUGAAGGUUUUGAAGGUCUUAUCGAGCAAAUGUUUGGACCAGAUGGACACUUCCCAGAUGAACGACUUAUGGAAUUAUUGAACAUUAAAACCAACGAAUUUCAUUCUCGCAGUAAAAGAAGCACAAAUGACAACGAAAUGAGCGAAAUCAAGAGCAACCUCUUAACACUUCAGAACAAA
This is a messenger RNA of Xenia sp. Carnegie-2017, 2358 nucleotides long. RefSeq names its product apolipoprotein B-100-like. Gene Ontology annotation, molecular function: lipid carrier activity. Gene Ontology annotation, biological process: lipid transport. The transcript has 12 exons. NCBI's taxonomy places the organism in Eukaryota, Metazoa, Cnidaria, Anthozoa, Malacalcyonacea, Xeniidae. The record is from RefSeq and is a predicted model, not a curated record. Bases 110 to 2005 code for a protein of 631 amino acids.